GUUUUUAUGUUGUUUAUUUUCCACUGUCAUUAUUAUCAAUAAAGUGUAGUGUGGUAUUGUUGUUGUAGUUGAUAUUUUAAAACGAUCUUAUAAAUUUAUAAACUGAGUAACCAUACUCUGGAGAUACAAUUAAAAACAUGGGUGAAAAUAAGGAAACAAAGAGAGAGGAAAAGGAGAGGGAAAGGGCCCAGACUAGUCCUGUUUGGUCUUAUUUCAAAGUUUGUGAAGACAAUGCGGUUAUGGCAGACUGCCUGUUAUGUGGCAUCAAAAUGUCUAGAGGAGGGACUUCGCCCAACCGCUGUGGCACUACCAACCUUCGCAGACAUAUUCUCUACGCACACAACAUCCAUCUGCCCUCAAUUAAUAAACUUGGCUCGUCAGUUCAAGAGCCAUCAAAGAGGAUUACACGAAAAACAAUACCCAAGAAACUACAAUCUAUAAAGAAGAAUUCUAGUUUAAAAAGAAGUCGAAAAAAAACUGAAUUCGUGAAAGGUGAAAGUGGAAAGAAGGAAAAAGGUAGAAAAGAAGUAGUGGAGUGCGAGACCCAGCCGGAACCAGUAAUGUGUAUAAAGUGGAACACCUACGUAAACAACAUGACUACGACUCUUCCUCAGCUGCUACAGGAUGAACAGUUUGUAGACGUCACGUUAGCUUGCGAGGGACAAUCCCUCAGGUGUCACAAGAUUCUGUUGGCUGCUUGUUCUCCGUAUUUCUACGACCUUCUGAGCGCAGCCGCCUGUAAACAUCCCAUCAUCAUGUUCAAGGACUACAGGUUCUGGGAGCUUCAAGCGUUGGUAGCCUUCAUGUACUGCGGGGAAGUUAAUGUGCCACAGUCUCAGCUCCCAAGAAUAUUACGGGUGGCAGAGGCGCUGCAGAUCAAAGGUUUAGCGAAGCCAGCAACCAAAUUAGAAUUUGAUGAAGAUGAAGUUGAGUCAUCUUUAGGAGACGUUGAGCCUCAGAUUGUCAAAAAACCACAACCCACCAACAAGAGGAAGAGGAAACCCUCACCACAAAACUGCUGCAAGAAUCCCACCAAAACGUCCAAAGCUAAGCUCAAACAGAGUCCCAAUAUUUCUCGCAGAAAACUGAAAUCUCCUAAAAAGAAGACUGCCUCGCCUGCAAAAAAACCAAGAUUAUUGCUCGAAAAGAAGAACACAAUACGUAAACCACCAGUGGAAAGAGACGCUACUCAUGAUGAGAAGACUGUACCAAACACCUUACCUCUGCCCGAUCCUUUGGAACAAAACUGCUCCACGCUGCCCGAACUGCUUCAUAAUGACAUGCCUGACAUGCUCAAUGACAUCCUUGCCAUGAGGGACACGGACGGAAUCACGGAAGGGAUCAGUCUGCCAGGAGCUCACAAGGUGGGAAGUGUGGACAGUAUAUUCCCUCUGGGUGAUAUCGACGGACCUUUUCUUUCCAACGGACUCAACGGCUCAGAUCACUUUGACUUGAUCAACCCAGAGUGUAGACUCGGAGAUGAUGAUGGAAGAUAAUGAAAAUGACUGUGAGCAACUUGUGGCAAAUAUUCCUACCUAGUCAUAACAUUAUUUGAGAAAGUGAGGAUGAAAUUUAACAGCUUAGUAAUUAGUUAUUAAUGAUAUUAGUGAUAAUGAAUCAGGUUUUGUUGAUCUCAUAGCUUUGCUUAACAUGGAGUGCUGUAAGCGAAUGGUAGUGUAGAAUUAAUAAAAUGAAAUCAAAAUGUAGGCAAUUUGUGUCACCCUUGAUAUUACCUUACUUAUUAGUUGUUGUGUCAUUGCACAAAGAGUUUAUUUUGUUGUAAAGUUAAGUAAGGUAUGCUAAAAAGUUGAAUUUACUUUUUGCGUUUACUUGUGAAUUCUUUUUCAUAUUCCAAAUACUAAGUUACACAAUCAAUGUGAGUACUAAUGUAUUUUACAGUAGACUCCCACUUAACUGACCUCGCGUUAACCAGUAAUCAGAUUAUCCAUCCUGGCUCAUAAAAUAUUACAGUUUGUAUUAACUGACCUUGUUUGACAGCAGUUCAGUUCAACCCCCACUCUCUAGGAAUCUCGGCAUUUCCACUCCCGUUAAUGGGGACAAUACGCUUCAUUCUACAGGAUGUUACUGUACAAAUAAACAUCCUGUCUCGUAACCAAAUGGUUGCUUGUAUCUUUAAUUUUGACAAUAAGUUCUGUACUGUAUUAGGUUGGAUUUGGAAAGCAUAAAUUAAUAUUACUAAAGGCAUUAUAAUAAGAAUUUGUAUUGACUCUUGCCUAAGAUCAUAAUUCAUUCAUGUGAAAGUAUUUGACCAACGUUUUUGGGUUUUAUUGUUACUUUUCUAUCGUCAAUAGCCUACUUGAGAAAACUUUGGUGAGUCGGUGGUAGUGUCACAGACUUCGAGCCCAAGGCGGCGAUGUCGUGGGUACGGAUCCUUGUCACUGUCGCAAACAUUUUAUCAGCACAGUUCACCUUUGAGGUACCGGCUCACCCCUUGCUUUGCUGGAUAUGUUCCACGCACAGAUCUGUAGUCUAUGUGGACGGGCAAAUGCAAGGGUUAAAGAGGCCACCAACCUCUUAAAAAAUAAAUAAAAAAAGGAGAUUAGUGUAGUUAAUUUUAAUGCAC
Macrosteles quadrilineatus (aster leafhopper) is the source of this 2584-nucleotide messenger RNA. Its product is annotated as protein bric-a-brac 1-like. Gene Ontology annotation, molecular function: DNA binding; protein binding. The transcript is spliced from 9 exons. Gene Ontology annotation, cellular component: nucleus. Gene Ontology annotation, biological process: regulation of transcription by RNA polymerase II. Bases 138 to 1496 code for a protein of 452 amino acids. The record is from RefSeq and is a predicted model, not a curated record. NCBI's taxonomy places the organism in Eukaryota, Metazoa, Arthropoda, Insecta, Hemiptera, Cicadellidae.